AUGAGGGACCGCGAAGCUCUGUUUCUCGGUUCUCUGCCAAGCUUCGACGAACUAAUGGCGGUCAAAGCCAUCAUUCAAUCGAGAAACGACGAUGAAAUAAGCACUAUCCAGCCCUUGUGUUGCAGAGAGUUAAUUUUCACGGAACCCAAAGUUCUUGUGUCACCAUUAAUGGAAGAAAGGAAUCAAUUAUUUCUCAUAACUGCGAAGCCAAUGUCUAAGUCUCCUCAAUUUCAAGAGCUACUGCAAAGGCUGAGCAUCAAGAUUACAGAACCAGUAACCUUGACUAGGACUGUGUUUCAGUUCUGUUUUUCUUUCACAAUGAGACAGAAACUUGCACCGUUGUGGAACAAAGCUGGCGAAUUUCUUGUCCAAGGUCGAGACUUCAUGCUGGAAAAUUCAAAGCUAAAUGCAAUCUCUUUGGAAGUAACAAUCACCGACAAGAUUUUCAUUGGAUUGCAACCUUUUUCUCUCAAGUUAACCCCGUGCAAGCCUGAGCAUUUUACCGCGUCAGUAAAAGCACUAGAAGAAUUCCACAGUAACAAAGAAUCUCACAUUAGUGACAUCUCUAUUUCUGACGACUUGUGUUUUGUGUUGCCAAGCCUUAAAAAAGGAAGGAUUGUUAGCAUAACACACCAAAUUCCUGAUGAAUGCCCUUUUACAAGUUACGAAGAACUGCGAAAACAUUGGAAACUGAUGUACGGAUACAGACUUCCACCGGAAGAAAACAUUUUCUACAAUGUACAGUUCUAUUACAUCAAAGAUAAAAUAUUUACAUACCCAGCUAGCUGUAUUCGAAGCAGCCAAGUGUUAGUGUCUCCUCGCUGUGAUCACCAGUUAAUUUUCAACUCUUUUUUAAGAGACCUUUCAAUGCGCAUGCAAACUGUGUGCGGGGCACCAUUGACUUUUACCUCUUCUCCACUCUAUCCAACGAGCAGCCUUAAACACGCUUCUAACCCAAACCACUUAAAUUUGACAAAGAAAACACCCCCUCAAUUCAACCAAUGUAAACCCUUCACUGUGCGAGGUACAAAAACACCCGAGGACACUCAGAAGCAAGUAGUCACAUCUUCAUUAUCUCGUUUGAUUUCGUCUCAGCCGACCUCUCACUCUCCUGUCGUUCAACCUGUUUCACACCUUUCUUCACCAUAUGUACCUUGUUUCACCAGCAGUAGCUCUGUCAGCAGCAUAUCAAAUGAUUCUGACCUAAUUACAGCGUCCUCUAACUCUGCUUCCCAAUUCACUGGCACACGAAUAAUUCCAAUGUUUUCAAGAAAACGAGUGCCGAGCCAUGAAGAGGAACAACAUACAGGUUACAAAAAAGGGCACAAAACAGAUCUUAAAGGAGGAUCUGAACCUCGAGAAAAAACGGCGUUCUCUGGAUUUUUAUCAAUUUAUCACGCUGCUCACACGCACAAAAGCCCACUUUCAAAUUCGUCGAAUUCAUUGCUAGCUUUCCACCAAGCAGAAAUGAGGAAGACAGUGAGAAAUGAAUCAGAAAAUAAAUCAACACACUCGAGCCGCACUCUGCUUGAAAACAGGAACAUUCACGCUGAAGGAAGACGAGGUAUAAGUGAUGGGGCAAGUGAAGAUAUUGGGAGAAGCGUUUCAAGCCCAAUGUGUGUGACAGAGGAUUCUCCCACGACGGUUUUUAAUGGGGCAUCAUUCUCUAGGCGUGACAUCUCCUCCGGCCACAGUCUAAGCCUGUCGAGUCCAGUUUCAAAGUCCUUGCCUCAAGCGAGACCUGGAUUAAUAAUAACACAAGCGCCUAAACGUAGAAAUAUUGCGGCCUCCCCUACAGAUAACACAAACUGCAGAUCAUUUGAAGACACCGCAUCUUCAUUAUCAGUAGCAGAAAAUGGCAGACCGGGCACCAGUCCCUGUCUGCUGAAUGGGCCUCGUUCUACUCCUGUUCGGAUCAAUGGCCUUCCAAAUGAAGGCACGCCUUCUAAAGGGCCAAAGUCAAAGCCGAAACUUCAGGAGAAUGUGGAUGUAAGAGAGCUGGCCGUAAAGCAGCAGCUCCACAAGGUAAACAUGGCGACGUUGAUCGACUGGCUUAAAAAGCGAGGUGUCCCUGUGAAAUCUAAGGACAAGAAAGAAGAGCUUACCAACAAAGUGAAGGAGUACAUUUCAGUGGUUGCACAUGAACCAUAA
This is a messenger RNA of Pocillopora verrucosa, 2151 nucleotides long. RefSeq lists its product as uncharacterized. The record is from RefSeq and is a predicted model, not a curated record. Lineage: Eukaryota; Metazoa; Cnidaria; Anthozoa; Scleractinia; Pocilloporidae.